This is a messenger RNA of Vitis vinifera (wine grape), 921 nucleotides long. RefSeq lists its product as uncharacterized. Bases 1 to 921 code for a protein of 306 amino acids. The transcript has a single exon. The record is from RefSeq and is a predicted model, not a curated record. NCBI's taxonomy places the organism in Eukaryota, Viridiplantae, Streptophyta, Magnoliopsida, Vitales, Vitaceae.
AUGGACAACUUAUUCCGGCGCGCGAGCAAAUGCUCAAUGCUCGAGGAUGACGUGCGAGCGGCCACCCAACAAGUCUUGGUUGCCGGACAGGCAUCCAAAAGUAAUGCGGAAGGAAGUACCAAACCUCCGGACCGGCCAAGGCCGUCCGGACGAAGGCAGGAGGAACAGAGCCGUCCAAAACGGCCACCCCUCACACCCAUCUCCAUAUCCUAUGAGAAGCUUCUCCCUAUGAUCCAAAACAUGUCCAACUUCAGGUGGCCCGGACCCCUCAGAACGGACCCAUCCAAAAGGGAUCAUAGUAAGAUAUGUGUCUACCAUAAGGAGCAUGGGCACACAACAGAGGCGUGCAGGAGCCUCCAUUAUUUUGUCGAAAGGCUCAUAAAGGCGGGACAUUUGAAGCAAUACCUCCUCUCAAACGUCAGAGUUAGAGACACUUCUCGAAAUCACAACUCAGGGACCUCCAAGAUCCCCGCCGCCCCCAAAGCCGCUAUAAACUAUAUCCACGGGGGACCACUGGAUGAGGAGUACGACUCUAGACGAAAGAGACAGAGACUAUUACAAGCAGCAUCGGUACGGGAACGCGUUAACUCCAUACGACCUGGGAUAGCUGGUGAGGGCCCCCGGCCCAUAGAUGGGACAAUCGUUUUCCCCCCAGUAAACCCCACACGGAUAUUACAACCGCACCUCGACGCCCUCAUCCUGUCCCUGGAGAUGGGAGACUUUAACGUGAGACGCAUCUUAGUCGACCUGGGCAGCUCGGCCGAUCUUUUACAAGCGUCGAUAAUUGGCCACAUGGGACGUGAUCUGUCUGGCCUCGAAAACCCCGGGCGAAUCUUGUCCGGCUUCAAUGGAGCGUCGACUACCUCCUUGGGAGAUAUUGUGCUACCGGUCCAACCGGGCCUAGUCACUCUCAACGUGUAA